This is a messenger RNA of Elephantulus edwardii (Cape elephant shrew), 5655 nucleotides long. RefSeq names its product complement component (3b/4b) receptor 1 (Knops blood group) (gene CR1). NCBI's taxonomy places the organism in Eukaryota, Metazoa, Chordata, Mammalia, Macroscelidea, Macroscelididae. The record is from RefSeq and is a predicted model, not a curated record. The transcript is spliced from 36 exons. Bases 1 to 5655 code for a protein of 1884 amino acids.
AUGGCUGGGCCCAUGAAAGUAGAAGCUGCCGCCUGCCUGCUACACUCUGCUCUCCCGGAGGCUCAAAGGUCUCGCUUCGCUGGAACUCCUGGGGGCAUGGGAGCCAUGCACCUGCUUUGGGUUUUCUUGGCUCUCAUCGCGCCAGGGGUCUUAGGGAUCUCUUGUAGCCCUCCUCCUGUUGUAGAAAAUGCUAGAUCAUUUCAUUCUUUGGGCCCCGUGCCUAUUGGCAGUGUGAUAAGAUACAGCUGUUAUUCUCAAUUCCGCGCCAUUGGAUACACAACUCUUCAUUGCAUCAGUAAAGACAACGUGACUGCAGUCUGGGAUAAAGCAGCCCCCAAAUGUGAAUAUUUCAACAAAUAUUCUACCUGUUCUGAGCCCAGAGUGCCAGGCGGAUACAGAAAUGCAAAAUCUAAACCACCAUACAAACACGGCAAUUCUGUGACAUUUACCUGUAAUGCCAACUUCAAAAUGAAAGGCAACAGCACUGUCUGGUGUCAAGGAAAUGGAAUGUGGGGACCGACCCCACUGCCCGUCUGUGAAAGUGAUGUCCCUUUGGAGUGCCCAUCACUUCCCAGGAUCCCCAAUGGUCAUCACACGGGGGAAAAUGGAGGCCCUUUUGCCCCUGGAUUGUCUGUGACUUACAGCUGUGAGCAUGGCUACUUACUUCACGGAGAGAAGACCAUCACCUGCUUGUCUACGGGAGAAUGGAGCACUUUCAGUCCCACGUGCAAAGAGGCCCAGUGUGAGUCUCCAAGACGAUUCCCCAACGGACAGGUCAAGAUUCCAACAAGUCUUCGGGUUGGUGCAACCAUGACCUUUUCCUGUGACGAAGGGUAUCGAUUACAAGGCCAGUCAUCUAGCCAGUGUGUAAUUGCUGGGCAGCAUGCUGUCUGGACGAAGAUGCCAGUAUGUGAAGUGAUUCUUUGCUCUCCACCUGCUGCUAUUCUCAAUGGAAGACAUACAGGCAGCUCAUCAGUGCGCCAUCCAUACGGAAGCACGGUCACCUACACCUGCAACCCGGGCCCGGAGGAAGGAGUGACCUUCAUUCUCAUAGGGGAGAACACCCUCCAUUGCACAAACAGCAGUCAGAUGACUGGGAUCUGGAGCAGCCCGGCCCCACGCUGUGAACUUUCUGCUUCUGCUGUUCGGUGUCCACGGCCCCACGUCCGAAACGCACACACACCCCUUGUGCAGAAAGAGGAAUACCUCUAUAAUGACACUGUGACAUUUGCUUGUGUGUUUGGUUUCACCAUGAAGGGCAUGAGUCAAAUCCGAUGCACUGCUCGAGGCACCUGGGAUCCACCAGCUCCGGUCUGUGAGAAGGAAUGUCAGGCCCCUCCUAGGAUCCUCAAUGGACAAAUCACACCUUCCGAAAGACACGUCGUCCGCUUUGACCCUGGAACAGCCAUGAAAUACAGCUGUGACCCUGGCUACGUGCUGGAGGGGAAAGAAACCAUCCACUUGGCACAGUGUGAACCUGUAGGAACAGAACUCUUUCAAAAACCUCAGGAGCAGUUUAUUCGACAGGAUGUUAAUGCCUCCUGUGAGGAAGGGUACCGGUUAGGUGAGAGUGUUUAUCAGCAGUGUCAAGGCACAACUCCUUGGUUUGUGGAGAUCCGUCUUUGUAAAGAAAUCACAUGCCCACCACCUCCUGCCAUCUCUAAUGGGAUUCACUCUGGGAGUUCCUCAAAGGAUGUCGCGUAUGGAACCACUGUCACUUAUACCUGUCACCCUGGGCCAGAGAGAGGAGUGACAUUCAACCUGAUUGGGGAGAGCACCAUUCGCUGUAUAAGUGACGACCAAGAGAGGGGCACCUGGAGUGGCAUCGCUCCUCUCUGUGUACUUUCCACCCCUGAUGUCCGGUGCUUGCAUGUCCACAUUGACAACGGGAUUAAGAUAUCUGGCAAGGAAGCCCCCUAUAGCUACAAUGACAGUGUAACGUUCAAGUGUCAUAAUGGAUUUACUUUGAAGGGCAGCAGUCAGAUUCGGUGCAAAGCCAAUAACACCUGGGAUCCUGAAAUACCAGUUUGUGGAAAAGAAGGAUCAUGCAAGCAUUUGGGAGAAGAUAUACAAGACAUUCCACUUGGCAUGCGUGUAGUACCCUUCAAUACGUCCUGCCAAGUUGGGUACCAAGUGACUGGACAUUCUUAUCAGAAGUGUCAAGAUGCUGAGAAUGGAGUUUGGUAUGAAAAGAUCCCAAUUUGUAAAAUUAUUCACUGUUCAUCUCCACCGAGAAUUGAAAAUGGGAAGCCUGCAAUGAUAAGAAAGGAAUUUUUAUAUGGAAAUGAAGUUUCUUAUGAAUGUGACCCAGGAUUUGAUCUUGUGGGAGAGAAAACUAUACAGUGCUCGAGUGAUACUCAAGGACGUGGAGUUUGGACAGGAUCUGCCCCAAAGUGUACGUAUCUCGGUCAAUGCAAGGGCCCACCAAUGUUUCAGUAUGCCAAACUUAAAAACCAGACAGAUGAAACUCAAUUUCCUAAUGGGACGGUUUUGAAGUAUGAAUGCCGCCUUGGAUACAACAAGAGGACUUUCCUUAUCACCUGUCAAGGAAACUUGACCUGGUCAAACAAGGAAAAUGUCUGUAAACGUAAAACAUGUAGAUUUCCUCCAGAGCCUGACCAUGGUUUUGUGCAUGUGAACACAGACUUGCAAUUUGGAUCAAGUGUAAAUUAUUCUUGUGCUGAAGGAUAUCUCCUUAUUGGUCACUCCACUAAUACAUGCAUCCUUGGAGAAAAGACAGUCAUCUGGGAGAAUGAGGCACCUAUUUGUAACCGUAUUCUCUGUGAACCACCCCCAGCCAUCCUCAAUGGAUACUUCUCUAACAAGCAAAAAGAAUAUUUUGAAUAUGGAAUGGUUGUGACCUAUCACUGCAAUGCGGUACGAAAGGGGAAGAAACAGUUUUCCCUCGUCGGCAAGUCGUCAAUAUAUUGUACCAGCACAGACAAAGGACAUGGCAUGUGGAGUGACCCUCCCCCAGAGUGUAUUCCACCUCCUAAUACAUGCACACCUCCAAAAAUUGAAAAUGGAGUCAGGGUAUCUGUUGAUAGAAGCCUGUUUUCCUUAUAUGAAUCUGUGAGGUUCGAGUGUCAGCCUGGCUUUCUCAUGAAAGGAUCCGACAGUGUGCAAUGCCAGACUCAAAACAAGUGGAUCCCAGAGUUGCCAAGCUGCUCCAAGGCAUGUCCGCCACCACCAGCAGUCCUGCAGGGGAAGCAUACUCCAAAUGACAAGAAGAACUUUUCCUCUGGAGAUGAAGUGUUCUACAGCUGUGAGCCUGGCUAUGACCUCAAAGGAGCUGCCUCUCUGCUCUGCACCCCCCAGGGAGCCUGGAACCCUGCAGCCCCCAGCUGUGAAGUGAAAUCAUGUGAUGACCUCCUGGACCGGCUCCCUAAUGGCCGCGUACUCUCUCCCCCAAGUCUCCAGGUUGGGGCAAAAGUGUCCUUCAUAUGUGAUGAGGGGUUCCGUUUAAAAGGCAGUGCUGUUAGCCACUGUGUCUUGGUGGACAUGAAAAGCCUUUGGAAUAGCAGUGUUCCUGUAUGUGACCGUAUUUUUUGUCCAAGUCCUCCAGCUAUUGAUAAUGGGAGACACACAGGAAAGCCUUUGGGGAACACUCCCUAUGGAACAGAAAUAUCUUAUACAUGUGACUCUGACCCAGAUAGUGGGGUGACCUUCCGCCUCAUUGGAGAGAGCACCAUCCGCUGCACAAGUGACAGUCAAGGCAAAGGCAUUUGGAGCGGACCCGCCCCUCUCUGUGAACUUCUUGUUCCUGCUGGUCACUGUGAAGCCCCCAGACAAUUUCUAUUUGCCAAGCCUAUAAUUCCGAUUGAGGAGUCUGAGUUUCCAAUUGGGAUUUAUUUGUAUUACGAAUGCCUUCCUGGGUACCAUGGGAACAUCUUCUCUAUUACCUGCCAGGAAAAUUUGGUCUGGUCAAGUGCUGAGGAUGCCUGUACAAGGAAAUCGUGUGGAUAUCCUCCAGAACCCUCCAACGGAAUGGUGCUUAUAAACACAGACGUCUUGUUUGGCUCAACAGUUAAUUAUUCUUGUCAUGAAGGAUUUCGACUCAUUGGUUCUUCAUCUGCUGCUUGCCUCGUCUCAGGCAAUGAUGUCGUUUGGGAUAAGGAGACACCCAUUUGUGAAAGCAUCACUUGUGAGCCACCUCCAACCAUAGACAAUGGAUACUUCCUCAACAGUAACAGAAAGAUUUUUCCAUUUGGAACAUUGGUAACUUACUAUUGUCAUGUUGAGCAAUAUGGGGAGAAGUUGUUUGACCUUGUGGGGAAAUCAUCAAUAUACUGUACCAGCAGAGAUGAUCAAGUUGGUGUUUGGAGCGGCCCUGCCCCUCAGUGCAUUGCUUCUGAAAAGUGCACAGCUCCAGAAGUUGAAAAUGGAGUUCUGGAACCCGGAGGCAGAAGGUUCUUUCCCUUAAAUGAGAUUGUGAGAUUUAGGUGUCGGCCCGGCUUUGUCAUGAAUGGGGCCAGCACUGUGCAGUGCCAGAUCAACAACAGCUGGGUGCCUGAGCUGCCGCGGUGCACCCAGGUGUGUCAGCUGUCUCCAAAAGUUCUGCAUAGUAAGUAUUCCCCUCACAAUAAGGACAGUUUUCUCCCCAGGGAAGAUGUGUUCUACAGAUGUGAGAGUACCUAUUGUCCCAAUAGAUCUGCUUCUCUGCAUUGUACGUCCCAGGGAAACUGGAACUAUGCAGUCUUCAGAUGUGCAGUGAAAACCUGUGAUGAUUUCCCAGACCAACUCCCAAAUGGCCGUGUACUCGUUCCUCCUAGUCUCCAGCUCGGGGUAAAAGUGACCUUCAUUUGUAAUGAAGGGUUCCGACUAAACGGCAAUUCUGUUAGUCAUUGUGUUGUGGCUGGAAUGAAAAGCCUUUGGAAUGGCAGUGUUCCUGUCUGUGAGCCAAUCUUUUGUCCAAGUCCUCCGGCUAUCCUUAAUGGGAAACACACAGGAAAUCCUCUAGGAAACAUUUCCUAUGGAAAAGAAGUCUCUUAUACAUGUGACUUUGACCCAGACUCGGGGAUGACCUUCCGCCUCAUUGGGGAGAGCACCAUUCGUUGCACGAGUGACAACCAUGGGAAUGGCAAGUGGAGCAGGCCCGCCCCUCGCUGCGAGCUUCCUGUUCCUCUAGCAUGCCCUCAUCCACCUAAGAUCCACCAUGGACAUCACACUGGAAGCCGUGUGUCUUACCUUCCUGGGAUGAUAGUCAACUACGUUUGUGACCCUGGCUACCAGUUGGUGGGAAAGGCCUUCAUCUUCUGUACACACAAGGGAACCUGGAGCCAAUUCUUUCAUCAUUGCAAAGAGGUAAACUGUAGCCUCCCACAGUUUAUAAGUGGAAUCCGGAAGGAAUUGAACUACAGGAAGAUUUAUCACUAUGGAGAUAACGUGACUUUGGAAUGUGAAGCUGGAUACACUCUAGAAGGCAGUCCUAAGAGCCAGUGUCGGGAUGAUGACAGAUGGGACCCUCCCCUGGCUCAUUGCACCUCAAGCUCGCAAGAUGUGCUCGUAGUUGGUGUUUUCUUUGGUGUGUUCUUCUUUAUUUUAUUCAUCCUUGGUCCCUUCUGGAUAAUUCUAAAGUCCCGAAAAUGUUCCCCUAACCUAGCUCAGAAUGCCAUCACCCAAGAAGUCAUGGUGAGCAGCUCCACCCUGAAGUGA